AUGGCAAUGUCGGACUCCGAUUCAGAUCACGAGGUCAAGAAAGGGACAAAGAAACAAAAGAGAAAGCAAGAAAAGGAAAGCUCAUCCGAUGAAGGUGUCAAUGAUCCGAUUCCCGUCAAGAAGGCAAAACCGACUUCCUCCAGUAACAACAAAACCAAGAUCAGUGGAAACGAUGCAAUCGAACUCGGAAAAAUGAAGUUUGUCACGAUCUCGCAAUUCAGUGGCAGAAAAUUUGUGGAUGUUCGUGAAUAUUACAACGAUAAGGGAUCAGGCGAAAUGAAACCAGGAAAGAAGGGUAUUGCUCUCUCAAUCGAACAAUUCACCGUCCUCAAACAAAACAUCGACGAGAUCGAAAAAAUGUUCUCGCGUACU
Molecule: messenger RNA, 372 nt
Organism: Mesorhabditis belari
Lineage: Eukaryota; Metazoa; Nematoda; Chromadorea; Rhabditida; Rhabditidae
Source: the annotation of a GenBank genome assembly